Messenger RNA from Mucor mucedo, 1855 nucleotides. RefSeq lists its product as uncharacterized. Bases 91 to 1638 code for a protein of 515 amino acids. NCBI's taxonomy places the organism in Eukaryota, Fungi, Mucoromycota, Mucoromycetes, Mucorales, Mucoraceae. The transcript has 4 exons. Gene Ontology annotation, biological process: negative regulation of transcription by RNA polymerase II; positive regulation of transcription by RNA polymerase II. The record is from RefSeq and is a predicted model, not a curated record. Gene Ontology annotation, molecular function: zinc ion binding; DNA-binding transcription factor activity, RNA polymerase II-specific; RNA polymerase II cis-regulatory region sequence-specific DNA binding.
CAGAAUUUUUUUUUUUUUUUUUUUUUUAUUUCAUAUUCCCUUUUUUUUUUUUUACUUUUUAACAAAUAAAAAAAAAAAAAAAAAAAUAGAAUGGCACCACUCUCUUUAAAAGUCAAGGGAAACAAGACAUUUUCCAGUCUUUCCAGUUUAAAUUCGGAAGAUGAAUUAUCACAAGCAUGGCGUAUCUGUACUAAAGUCAAGGACUCGUUAGAAAAUGGGUCAAGGCUCGAGAACCUCUCUUGGCGACUCUGGUUUCGACAACAUGCAAGUCACCAAGAAAAAAAAAAGAGAGCCUUUAAAAAGUUACCCAUGACCAUCACACGACAGUUGAAUACACUGUCUAAAAUAGAACCCCUUUAUAAACCACCACCACCAUGUUUGAAAAUGGAAGAAAAAGAACAACAACCUUACAUGGAACAAUUACUACUCGACCAACCUCUUUUAGACUGUUUCUUACCACCACCACCUCAACAACCACCACCACAACAACAACAACAACAAAACGAGGCAACAGACUAUAGUUUUAACACCCAUGCCGAGGACAACAUGGUUGCUUUGGACGAUAUCUUUAGUGCCUUCAACAAUGGGUUUCAAUUACCUAAUAAUAAUAAUAAUAAUAAUAAUUCAACCACAACCGAUAUGGGGAUGGCAGAUGGCUGGGAUUUUGGCUAUCCUUCACCUACCAACCCUUAUUACUCACCUACCCAAACACCCGCUAGUCCCAAUACGACUCAUUUACUCGGCUAUGAAACGAUGAAUGAGAAUGAUGCCAUGUAUGUGUCGAACACCAGUAUGCCACCACCCCCUGUUGCUACGUUACGAAACAAAUUACUGGAAAAUCAACAGAUACGGUUUAACAACAAGACACCUCCCAUGUCUACCUCCACAAGUGCUAGUACCGCAGCCAGUGCUCAUUCCAUGGCGGUGAACGAGUAUUCAGAGUCAAUUUAUUCCGCACCCAAUUCUCCACCGCCUUUUCCCGCCAUUUACGAAACGACAACAACGACGGGAACUAAAUUAAGAAAAUCCGCCAUGAUGGUGACAUCGCCUUCAAGUCCAUCCGCAGCACCAACAGUAGUAGCAGGCGUGGCGAGUGCGAGUGAUGGACAGUCCCCACGACCUGUGUGUACCAAUUGCAGUGCAACCACUACACCCCUUUGGCGAAGAUCAGCUCAAGAUGAAUUACUGUGUAAUGCCUGUGGCCUAUACCAAAAAUUACAUAAUGCACCGAGACCCAAGACAUUAAAACCUCAUAAUGCACGAAAAGAAGCGAAAGAUGAUGAAGCCUCACAGUUGGUCUGUUCCAAUUGCUCCACUACAACUACACCUCUCUGGCGGCGUGAUGAUGAAGGUGCACCACUGUGUAACGCAUGUGGACUCUAUUUAAAAUUACAUCAUGAAAAGAGACCGUUAUCGAUGAAGACAGAUGUGAUCAAGAAACGACAACGGUAUGAGAGUAGUAGUACGAAUACAACGGGGGGGAAUCGAAAGCAGAAUAAUGGAAAGAAGAGUAAGAGUGAAGCCAGUGCGCCACCUUCACCCAAUGGUAUGGAAACAUUAUUUACGUUUCCGUUUAAUGAACAAGAGCCACAACAACAUUAUGGUUUCUCGGAUGAUUUAUUACCCAACUUUUAUUAAUUUUAUGAAGAAAGAGGUUUCACGACUUUUCUAAAUAAAUCCCUUUCGAUCCUUUUCUUGUACUGAUCCAACGUUUGUUCGAAAUCCAUGACGGUUAAAGCAGGUUCAUGAGAUAUCCAGAACUGAUUGAAAUGAUAGAAUAAAUAACAAUAAAACUCAUGAUAGGAUGUGUACUCGAAUAAGAACAUUUGGAGUUGUUUACGCUCUAAUAAUUGAU